GCAUUUAAGAUUUCGGGCUGACUCCUAUUUAUAGUAAUAUCGAGAAUGAUUGGGUUUAUUUUUAUAAGUUUACUUGUUGUUAACAACUGUUUUGGUUUAAACAUACCAAAUCGUAGUAAAACUAACAUCAUUUCAGUAGAAGAAAGUAACGAAGCUCUUUCAUCUAUGUGCGAUGAUGUUGCUGCAGUUUUUGAAGAAGAAUACAUUGACUACAUGAAAACAGGCAUUGAGUCUCACCUGCUCAAGAAUAUUUCUCGACAACUAGCCGAAUCUCAUACAAAAGAAAUAACAACCGUAGAUCUUGAUUAUCUAUCAAAAUCGGAUAGGAUUUUUAUGUGCACUUCAUGUCGAGCUACUGUCAGAGUUGUAAUUCGUAUGUUCCGAGAAGGAGGUGAAUUUGCUGGUCCAGAAUCUGAUGAUAAAAUUAAAAAAACCAUAGUUGACAUGUGUCAGCGUCUCCUUAUUUACCCUUUGGAGAUAUGUGAGGGGGUUGUCGAUUUCAAUUUUCCAAUUGUCAAGUUCAUCGCUCAAAACACUGAAGCCGAUUCGAGGACUGUUUGUGGAACAUUUAUGCGUUCUACUUUCUGUCAGGUUAAGGACGAGAACUACAAUUGGACUCUGAGCAUUGAUCCUAAAGGUCCUGCAGUUGAGGGACCAAAAUCCGAGAUCCCUCCCAAGGGAACCAAUGACCUGAAUAUUCUUCAAAUAACCGACAUUCACUAUGAUCCAUUAUAUACUGUUGGGUCGUUAGCUGAUUGUGAUGCACCACUGUGUUGCCAGGGUUAUAAGAAUAUCAGCGAAGGUACAUCAAAGGCUGCAGGAUAUUGGGGUGAUUAUCGUAAUUGUGAUAUUCCUUGGCAUACGAUCGUCGAUUCCCUGUAUCAAAUCAAAAAAAAUCAUCCCAAAAUCGAUUACAUUUAUAGCACUGGUGAUGUAGUUGAUCAUUCAGUGUGGAUGACGUCACAGGAGAAGAAUUCCGAAGCACUGAAAAAAGUCAAUCAGCUAUUUGUUGACGUUUUCGGAGAUAUACCCGUUUAUCCAUUGAUUGGAAACCAUGAAAGUCAUCCAUUAAAUGUGUUUGCCCCUCCGGACGUGAUACAGGAGGAUCUUAGUACAAAAUGGCUUUAUGACCUUUUAGCUGAAUUGUGGUCAGUUUGGCUGCCAGAGUCAACCAAAGAAACUAUCAGAAAAGGUGGAUACUACACUGUCAGUCCUAAGGCUGGUUUCAGAAUCAUUGCACUCAACAAUAACGAUUGUUCCAAUCUUAAUUGGUGGAUUUUGUACGAUGGAAACUACCUAUCGGAGCAAUUGAAGUGGCUUCAUGAUGUCCUUCUGGAAGCCGAACAGAAUAAAGAACAUGUUCACAUUUUGGCCCAUAUACCAACUGGAAUCACAGUCUGUUGGAAUGUCUGGUCAAGAGAAUUUGGAAGAUUGGUGGAGCGUUUUCACAAGACCAUAAGUGCCAUCUUCAAUGGACACACUCACCGAGACGAAAUGAGUUUGUACUAUGCCAAUGGGACAAUUCCCAUAAAUGUUGCAUGGAAUGGAGGCAGUUUGACAACGUACAAUUUUAAGAAUCCUAAUUAUAAAAUGUUCCAAGUUGAGCAGACUUCUUAUCAAGUGGUGGAAGAAGAUGCAUGGUAUUUCAAUCUCACUGAGGCCAAUAUGAAACCAGAAGAGAGUCCCAAAUGGAAACUUGAAUAUAGGAUGACUGAAGAAUUUGGUUUGAAAGACUUAAGUCCAGCAUCUGUUGAUGAGCUUUUGACGAAAUUCGCUGAAAAUCCUUCCUUUUUUAGAAAGUACCGAAAAAUAUUUCUGGUUCAAAGUGAUCCAAUGGUCGAUAAGGAAUGUGAUGAUGAAUGUUUAAAAGAAAUAAUGUGCACAUUAGCAAGAGGUGAUAAUACCCAAACCACAAGAUGCGAAGAGCUGAAAAUUAAACUUCAAGAAGAGCUCGAUAAAGAAAUUGAAGAAACUCCAGUACCUGCUCCUGGAGGUGAUGGUGAAGGUGGCAGUGGUGGUGAAGGUGGUGCAUCUUCAGUCUUUAUUCUAAAAAUAACAACAAUUUUGAGCAUUUACAUUAGUUUGAAGUUAUUUAUUUAAACAAAUACUUAAUUUUUAUAUUUAUAAAGUAAAUAUGUAUACUUAAGCUUUAUCUAAACAAUAUUUGUUUAAAAAUAGUAAGAUAAAAAUAUAAAUAAUUUGUAUUAUAUUAAAACCAAACAAAAAUAAAGUAAUAAAUAUCAAUACUAAGCAGUU
Messenger RNA from Eupeodes corollae, 2256 nucleotides. RefSeq names its product sphingomyelin phosphodiesterase-like. NCBI's taxonomy places the organism in Eukaryota, Metazoa, Arthropoda, Insecta, Diptera, Syrphidae. The transcript has 8 exons. Gene Ontology annotation, cellular component: lysosome. Bases 46 to 2100 code for a protein of 684 amino acids. The record is from RefSeq and is a predicted model, not a curated record. Gene Ontology annotation, molecular function: acid sphingomyelin phosphodiesterase activity. Gene Ontology annotation, biological process: ceramide biosynthetic process; sphingomyelin catabolic process.